This is a messenger RNA of Anopheles nili, 2066 nucleotides long. RefSeq names its product chorion peroxidase-like. Gene Ontology annotation, molecular function: peroxidase activity; heme binding. The coding region runs from base 1 to 1890 and encodes 629 amino acids. The record is from RefSeq and is a predicted model, not a curated record. NCBI's taxonomy places the organism in Eukaryota, Metazoa, Arthropoda, Insecta, Diptera, Culicidae. Gene Ontology annotation, biological process: response to oxidative stress. The transcript has 5 exons.
AUGGAGAAAGAAGCGUUCAUAAAGGCUGUAGCCGAGAUGUUGAGCAACGAAGAGAAGGCGGAAAAUAGCUGCUACCGGAUUGGGGAGUCUGAGUUCGACUAUCAGCUGUUCAAGACGUUUCCAAUCCGGCGCGAUGAAGACCUCGAUACGCGUCGCACACUCACGACGGACAAGUUCCUAAAGGCGCUGGUGAAAAAGUUCAGCAAGUGUCAGCUGAAGAACCUGCUCGAUGGUAGAUGUUUCUUCAAUCGGACACUUUCGUGUUGCAAUGGUGUCGAACAGCUUACUUGUGAUCCAGCCAAUCCGUAUCGCAGCUAUGAUGGCAGCUGCAAUAAUUUGGAGCAUCCGUCCUGGGGCAAACGAGGUACCGCCCUAAAGCACCCUUUCGCGCCGUGUUACGCCGAUCUCGUUUCGAAACCAGCUCGCAGCAGAUCCGGAGCUCCGUUGCCACAGAAUCGAAAGCUUAUUUCUGAGCUUUCGGAGUUCCUGGAGCAGUAUGGUCCUAACACGUCGUCUUCAAUCAGCAUGUUUCUGGUGUUCUUUUUCGAGCUUACUAGCUUGGACAUGAUCGGUCGGGCGAACAAGCGAACGCAAUGUGCCACCGAAGGUUUCCGUGGGUGCCGUGCGGAUGGUCUCGAUCGAAGUGCAUUCGUGUCACCACUUACGAACCCUUUGCGGGUUCUGCCAGACGAUCUAUACUACGGCAGGUCAGGAGUAAGUUGUCUCAACUUUAGCCCGCAGGAGAAGGCGAACGAUCGGUGCGAGCUGAAGCAUGUCGGAGAGCGCAACCUCGAGAGCAGCUAUCUCGAUCUGUCCUGUCUUUAUGGUGAGACGCCGAGCUUCGAUACACAGGGAAAGCUUCCUCUGACGCAGUGCGGCAGUACGGACGUGUUGGUACAAAAGACACCGACUACGGCACAGUUGGUGGCGCUGUCAGGUCUGUUUGCUAAGCUACACAACUACUGCGUGGACAGAAUUCGGUCCUGCCCGCAAAGUAAGGAACCGGUGCAGGAGCGAUGCCGAGCAUUCACGAUCGGAGUGUAUCAGAAGCUGGUGUACGAUCAACUGCUGCCGGUGCUGUUCGGAGACGAGCUGUACAACAUGUGUGGGUUGAACUGUGAGUACAACCCGUACGGGGAAGCGGUUGUUUCGCAGGUGUACAAGAGUGGAACGGGUCGGUUUGCUCACGUUUGGAUCCCGGAGCAGAUGCUGUACAAGCCGCAAGGCCGAUCGGAAUGGCUACCAUUCAACGUAUUCUUCCGCAAUCAGGAGACGUUCGAUUGCUCAGGCGUGCUGGCAGGAUCCCUUGAGACACCCAUCAACACCAAUCGAUUAUCGGAUGCGAUCGUGAACAAGUUCUAUACGGUUGACGGUGAACGGGGAACGUGUUUGCCGUGUAUAGAUUUGGCGCGGAAUCGUGGCGCAGGUCUUUGUCCGUUGGUGACUUACAAGCAUUUCGUCGAGCAGCUCGUAGGAGAGGAGAGUAGUUGUUACGAGAACUUUGAGGAUUUGAGCGACAUGUUUGAACCGAAGCUGCUAGAAUUUCUCGCCAGUUUCUACGAAACCCCCGGUGAUCUUGAUGUGUUGCUUGCAAACUUUGAACGAAGGGCUUAUCCAGGUGCCAACAUGCCAAAGCUGGUGUCCCAAUCUACCUGCCUUCAGUUUAAGCGGCUGAAGUGCUCGGAUCGGUUCUUCUACAGCUGGAAUCCAAAUCUUGGUGAAGGAGCCCGUCAUCUGAUCGAGAUCUUCGACUUCACUGCACUGUUGGCACUCUUCACCGAUUUCGAAGAUGUACCGUUAGAACCGUUUGUCGUUGAUGGACCAAAAGUUCCUGCUUCUGAGGUGAGAUCGUACAUGGACAGUGUAAACUAUCUCUUCUGUCAGAUUUAAGAACAAAAAACUGAACGCAUAUUUAGCUCGGUAGAUUGUUUAUUUAGAAGAUUUUUUUCCUUGACCAAUGAAUAUAAAAAGCUUAGUUAAUCUCCAUCGCUAUCAUAAUACUAGUUGGUAGCUAUAAUAGUAUAUUCAAUUCAGAAGUUACAUGUGUUUUUUAUGUAAGGCUGUUU